UUUCACUUAGCGCUUAUUCUUCAUCGGCCGUCGGGCUUGUCGCAGUCCGGUUCCGCGGAGGAUCCGUGCCGUGUUUUCGAGCGGACCCCGAGUCCUCUUGAGAGCGUCGAGUGUGUGUAUUUAGGCUAAUGCCUUUGAUUCAGUAACAGUUCAUUGAGGGUGCUCUCCUGCAGCAGGACGGGUAACAUUUCUGCAACUCCUCGUCCAGAGUCUACUGAGUGUCCGCUUUCGCCAAAUACAACAGCAGCCUGUUUCAGCGCUAGUCUCCCUGCAGCGCGUUCUCAGCGCAUAGUCGUUUCUGUAAAUGUUACAAAGUCUUCUUCUUUAGUCAUACUGGAUUCUCAACACGAACCCGUUUCUCCUAUAAAGGUGUGUCCAACCAAUGAGCCUCCUGCGUUCUAGUGCCACCAUGAAGGAUCGUGACUCUCUCUCUCUGCUGCACUACUCUGGUUCAGGCAAGACGAGCCCUCAGUUCCCCUCUGCCGCCCUCCACCCCAGCUCUCCCGUGCUGGGAAAACCCCAGCCUUUCUGCCUGCAGUCCGGCCAGCACCUCAUAGCCUCCAUGCAGCUCCAGAAACUCAACAGCCACUAUCAGAAUCUGUCCACCGCAGCCCCGACCGGACCCGGUAGAGGGUACGGGGCCAGCAUGCUGGGCCCGGGACAGAUGACCGCCCCCGGGGCUUCGCAGGCUCCUGGGAUCAUUGAUUCCGAUCCGGUCGACGAGGAAGUUCUGAUGUCGCUCGUGGUGGAGCUGGGUUUGGACCGCGCCAAUGAGCUUCCGGAGCUAUGGCUGGGUCAGAACGAGUUUGACUUCAUCGCGGACGUGCCAGCCGGCUGCUGACGCUCGCAUGCUACCAAACACCCCUCAGCCUUCGAAAUCAAAGCGUCCAAAUAAUGGCAAAUUAAAUGAGCCUAUGAAGAGAAACUUUAACUGUCAGAUAUGAACUGUUACGGUUUUGGAGAGCAGAUUAAUGUUGGUUUCCUCCUUUAUGCGAGAUAUAGACUUCCGUUUGGGGAGGAGGAAUUUCAGAAGCCAGAGGACUAGGCCGCAGACCUAAAUGGCCGUCCUUAAGACGUUUUCCCCAUGCCUUUACAAAACUCGUUCACACCCUUAAAGAAUCCACAUCGUGAUAAGUGGAAUGGAUUUGAAAAGGUGCCUCACUGAGAGGUCGGCGGAAGAAGAGACGCAGAGGUCUCCGGCUGCCGUUGCUCUGACUUCCAGCCCGUCUGCACAAACGGCCGGAUGGUAUUACAAGUGUGUAACGGAAGGUGAUUGAGAAAUUGGUGCGCUCCGCGGAGCCUCUCCAUCAUUCAAGAGAUUCCCUCGAGAAGCCGUGUCAUCGCAAGCAUCGCUGGGCACAAAGGAACUCGACCUGGCCGAACGUUUUCCACGAUUAAAUAUAUUAAUGAGACGUGUCUGUUUACCCCACAAUUCAGGCUGUGUGGCCUGAUGGCCUUAUUUUUAUGUUUUGUUUUGAGAUAAUUGGUUCAUGCACUUAAUUAAAA
Molecule: messenger RNA, 1506 nt
Organism: Puntigrus tetrazona (Sumatra barb)
Lineage: Eukaryota; Metazoa; Chordata; Actinopteri; Cypriniformes; Cyprinidae
Gene: cited1
Product: Cbp/p300-interacting transactivator, with Glu/Asp-rich carboxy-terminal domain, 1
Exons: 2
Coding region: 383-841 (152 amino acids)
Biological process (GO): regulation of DNA-templated transcription
Cellular component (GO): nucleus
Source: RefSeq, a predicted model, not a curated record